CGAUUGUUUUGCAUCUCUAUUCUCUAAACAACAAACACGUGAAGAUUAAUAUAGAAAAUUUGUUAAAUUAAUAAAAGAAAUAUGUUUCGAAUGCCACCACAAAUCGAUCCUGCUGAGGAGAAAAAACGAACCCAAGCAGAUGUGCGUAACAAUUUUGUUUUUUUUACGGUGUUAUGUGCUGCUAUCCGAAUUGCUCCUUAUGUCUUAGGUAAAAUAAGUGCAUAGCUAUUCUUUCGAAGAAAUUUGGUUUUGGAACAUCAAGGAUAUUUAUAUCUGUCGUUUAAGGAAUGAAAUCUGCUAAAUCGAAAUGUUAUCAUAAUCAAUCUUAUACUUAUGUUAAGAUCAAAAAAUAAUUUUUGUCGUAAAGAUAUGUCAUGACUCGUUGCCUCAAGCAUUUUUCAAAUAAAUUCCGUGACGAAAUUGAA
This is a messenger RNA of Bactrocera neohumeralis, 425 nucleotides long. RefSeq lists its product as uncharacterized. Lineage: Eukaryota; Metazoa; Arthropoda; Insecta; Diptera; Tephritidae. Bases 82 to 225 code for a protein of 47 amino acids. The record is from RefSeq and is a predicted model, not a curated record. The transcript has 2 exons.